This is a messenger RNA of Drosophila obscura, 1942 nucleotides long. Its product is annotated as maltase A1. The record is from RefSeq and is a predicted model, not a curated record. The transcript is spliced from 3 exons. NCBI's taxonomy places the organism in Eukaryota, Metazoa, Arthropoda, Insecta, Diptera, Drosophilidae. The coding region runs from base 28 to 1791 and encodes 587 amino acids. Gene Ontology annotation, biological process: carbohydrate metabolic process.
CUUGGAGUUGCCCAACAAUUCAAUAAAAUGCACAGAGCACGAGUAAAUCUUUUCAGCACACUCUGCUGCCUGGCAGUCCUGGCGAAUCCAUGCCUGUCAGCGUCGGUGAAGGUCAUGGACUGGUGGGAGACUGCGCAGUUCUAUCAGAUCUAUCCAAGGUCAUUUAUGGACUCGGACGGUGAUGGCAUCGGGGACUUGAAUGGCAUCACCAGCAAGCUGGAGUAUCUCAAGGAUCUGGGCGUAACUGCCGCCUGGCUGUCGCCCAUAUUUUCCUCGCCCAUGGUGGACUUUGGCUACGACAUCUCCGACUUCUUUGACAUUCAGCCCGAGUACGGAACACUGGACGACUUCCGUGCGCUGAUCAAGAAAGCCAAUGAAUUGGACCUGAAGAUCAUACUGGACUUUGUGCCCAAUCACUCGAGCAACGAGAGCGAGUGGUUCAAGAAAUCAGUGAAGCGGGAGAAGGGCUACGCGGACUACUACGUGUGGCACGACGGAAAGGUGAAUGCCGAGACGGGGCAGCGGGAGCCGCCCUCCAACUGGCUGCAGGCCUUCCGGGGCAGUGCCUGGGAGUGGAACGAGGAGCGGCAGCAGUACUACCUGCACCAGUUCGCGGUGCAACAGGCCGAUCUCAACUACCGCAGUCCUCUGGUGGUGGAGCAGAUGAAGCGGGUGUUGCGGUACUGGCUGGACCUUGGGGUGGCAGGCUUCCGCUGUGAUGCGGUGCCAGUGCUCUUUGAGAUAGAAACCGAUGAGAACGGACAGUAUGCGGACGAGGAGGUGAGUGGCCUGACGGACGAUGUGGAUGCUCGCAAUUACCUGAAGAGCGACCUCAUCGAGAACCGAGUGGAGACCAUCGACAUGGCCUACCAGUGGCGCGUCGUGAUGGACGACUACCAGCGCAUUCAUGGCGGCGACACGCGGGUGCUGCUGAUCGAGACCUACGCCCCUCCCGCCUACACCAUGCAGUUCUACGGCAAUCGGUCCGUGGAGGGCGCUCACCUGCCCUUCAACUUCAACCUGAUCACGGGGCCUGCCAGCGACGGCGUCUCCGCGAGCUCCAUCAAGACGGCCGUGGACAGCUGGCUUAAGAAUCUUCCCCCUGGUCGCACGGCCAAUUGGGUGAUAGGCAACCACGACCAGCGGCGGGCGGCUAGUCGCUAUGGCGCGGCCAAUGCAGACGCCAUGAACAUGCUGGUAAUGAUCCUGCCGGGGGCCAGCGUGACCUACCAGGGUGAGGAGCUGGCCAUGACCGAUGGCGAAAUCAGCUGGGAGGACACACAGGAUCCAGCGGCCUGCAACUCCAACUCUGAUGUGUACGAGCAGUUCACCCGCGACCCCUCCCGCACUCCCUUCCACUGGACGAGCGGCACAAAUGCAGGCUUCUCCACGGCCCAGAAGACUUGGCUCCCUCUCGCCUCGGACUACGCCACUGUCAACGUGGAGACGGAGUCCUCGGCCGAUCGGUCCCAUCUGAAGAUCUACAAGGCGCUGGUGGAGCUCAGGAAAACGUCGACAGCCCUCCAGAAAGGAUCCACAAAGUAUGGAGUGCUCAAGGAGAAUGUCUUCGUGGUGAAACGCUACCUCUCUGGCACCGAGACCAUCGUCUAUGUGGCCAAUUUGGCCAGCAAGGGCAUCACAGUGGACCUCUCCGAAUUCGACAAGACAUUGCCAACGCAUCUCAACCUGCUCAUUCGCAGCCUGCAGUCAUCCAAAAAGGAGAACGCAUUGUUUGAGGUUUAUGAACUGAGUUUGGCUGCCGGCGAGGCCUUGGUGCUGAGCACCGUAUGAAGCUCAAACUGAAGCCAGGGCUUUUCCGGGUUCGAUUUGGUCAUCAGCUGAUGCGAUUUCCUAUCUGCACUCACUUGAGAAAUACUUUUAUCUUUGCCUCAAAGCAAAUAUGCCGUGGCUUGCAUAAAUAAAUGAAUAAGUACAGAAACAA